AUGUCAUCCCUGUUUGCGAGGGACACCAAGAGCUUGGUCAGAGAGCUGGGCAGGAGAGGCGAACUGGUGCCCGUUGACAGCCUGACCAGUGCCCUGCACCUGCGUCCCUUCUGCCUGGUGAGGAAGAAGCACAGACACCACCCCUGGCCUUGGGACACCCCCCUCAUCCCCACGGACUUCUCCCUCAUGGACGUGCUGGAGCCCGGCUCCCCUGUCCCAGAGGUGAGCCGGAGCAAACCCAUCCACGUCCAGGAGGUGGUGGCAGGAGCCGUGACAGGGGCCAUGAGUGUAAGCACUGGGCUGCAGGGGAAGGUGAUGGGGAGUGGCGGGGUGACCCGCAGCUCCACCCUGGUUGUACAAACCCUCAGGGUUUCCCCUCACACCUGGGAGAUGCUGGUGGAGAAGAGGAAACUGAGGACUCCGAGGCCCUCAUUCCUCAGGGAGCUGCAGAGCCGGAAGGAGAGAGAGAACCUGUAUGUGGUGACAGAGGCCGUGGAGACCAUGCAGGACACCACGUUUCAGAGCUGCAGUGAAGCCGAGGGAGCAGGGCAGCUGUCCCUCCUCGGGCUGGGCCACUUAAAGCUCCAGAGUCAGAGCCACAUGGCCAAAGAGAAGACGGUGACCAUCCCGAGGGGCACUGUCCUGGCCUACAGGGUGCUGCAGCUGGUGAUCGAGGGGGACCGCUGGGGCGUGGGCUUCGGCUGGGCCCCAGGAGAGGAGCCCGACUUCCAGGGCCUGCAGAGGCAGGAGGGUGCCCAGCUGCAGGAUCUGGCCACGCUGCUCCCAGAGCUGCGGCACGUGCUGCGGGGCGCCCUCCAAGAGCUGCUCAAGGACCCUCGGGCACUGCAGGAGUUCGAGGACACGCUGGAACAGGCCCUAGACACUGGGGUGCCAGGACAGCUGGGCGGCCCUGGGGGCGUCAUCCUAAGCAUCCUCCAGGACCCCUCGGGCAGCCUGUCGCCCUCGAAAGGCAGGGCCAUCCUCUGCAUUCUUGGACCCCUAAAAUAUCAGUUACAAGAAAGCAAGAGUUACUGUCUGUAUACCCGCAUGCCCGCUCCACUGAACACGUGUCUGCACACAGCAGGGGCCCAAAUCCAUGAGUUCCCUCCCCACGCGUGA
Molecule: messenger RNA, 1119 nt
Organism: Ceratotherium simum simum (southern white rhinoceros)
Lineage: Eukaryota; Metazoa; Chordata; Mammalia; Perissodactyla; Rhinocerotidae
Source: RefSeq, a predicted model, not a curated record